AUGCUCCUUCAACACUCCGAGGAGCGGAGGACGGAGGGGCGGAAGACAAGAGGCGAAGGCCGGCUGCACAACAGACAUAUGACCUCUGGAGCGGCGCGGGGCCGUCUGAGGCGAAGACAGGACAGGCAAGGAUGGACGGCCCUCCACUGGGCUGCAGUAGUUAGUGAAGCUGAGUGUGUGUCUACCCUCAUCCCGGUCACGCCGCCCACCCCCGAGCUGCUGCAUGCCGCCGACGGACACACCCCGGUGCACCUCGCCAGCUUUUAUGGCCACGAGGCUAUGCUGAAGGCCCUGGAGGGGGCUGGCUGGCCUCUUUACGCAAUGGACGGCGAUGGCCUGACACCCCUGCACUGGGCUGUGAAGGCAAGGCGUCUGGACGUGGUCAGGUACCUGCUGGAUAAGGACGCGGCGCCCAGUACGGGGGCCGGUGAUGACCUCACGCCGCUGGACUUGGUUAAGAGGCAGGGUAAAGACUUAGCAGCGAGGUGGCUGACGAGGAGGAGCGGCGCGGUGCACGGGGACGCCGCCCACAGCAUGCUGCCUGAGGUCACGUCCAGUGCCGGGGUGAACGCUGCAGCAGGUGACGACACGCUGCGGCCAGAGGACGUGAGGAAACUGCUUGGCUUCAGAGAAUGGCUGAUAGACUACUGGAACAACUUCAACAGGAAGGAGCUCAUCACCGCCGUACUGGCAGGAGACGAGGUCAGGGUCAGGGACGUCCUUGCCAGGGGAGGAGACCCCAAGGUGACCGUCCCCAUGAAAAAUGGUGUGUCGUAUUGCCUUGUGGGCAUUGCUUCCCGCAAUGGCCACGCCCACCUCCUGCCCUGCCUGCUGGGGGCGGGGCUCAGGGUGGAGGGCAGCGGCACCGACGACAAAACACCACUGAUGGUGGCUUCCUUCAAUAACCACAAGACGACGGUAGAGAAGCUCCUCAGUCUUGGUGCCGACCCGCUGGCUGUUGACAAAGGAGGAUGGACGGCCCUCCACUGGGCUGCAGUGUUUGGUAAAGCUGAGUGUGUGUCUACCCUCAUCCCGGUCACGCCGCCCACCCCCGAGCUGCUGCAGGCCGCCGACGGACACACCCCGGUGCACCUCGCCAGCUUUUAUGGCCACGAGGCUGUGCUGAAGGCCCUGGAGGGGGCUGGCUGGCCUCUUUACGCAAUGGACGGCGAUGGCCUGACACCCCUGCACUGGGCUGUGAAGGCAAGGCGUCUGGACGUGGUCAGGUACCUGCUGGAUAAGGACGCGGCGCCCUGUACGGGGGCCGAUGAUGACCUCACGCCGCUGGACUUGGCUAAGAGGAAGGGUAAAGACUUAGCAGCGAGGUGGCUGGCGAGGAGGAGCGGCGCGGUGCACGGGGACGCCGCCCACAGCCUGCUGCCUGAGGUCACGUCCAGUGCCGGGGUGAACGCUGCAGCAGGUGACGACACGCUGCGGCCAGAGGACGUGAGGAAACUGCUUGGCUUCAGGGAAUGGCUGAUAGACCGCUUCAACGAGAAGGAGCUCAUCACCGCCGUAAAGGCAGGAGACGAGGUCAUGGUCAGGAACAUCCUCGCCAGGGGAGGAGACCCCAAGGUGACCACCCCCAUUAAUGUUGGUGGGUCGUGGUGCCUGGUGGCAGUGGCUGCCCGCCAUGGCCACACCCACCUCCUGCCCUGCCUGCUGGGGGCGGGGCUCAGCGUGGAGGGCAGCGGCACUGACGACAAAACACCACUGAUGGCGGCUGCCAUGAAUAACCACAAGACGACGGUAAAGAAGCUGCUCAUCCUUGGUGCCGACCCGCUGCCUGUUGACAAAAGAGGAUGGACGGCCCUCCACUGGGCUGCAGUAGAUGGUGAACCUGAGUGUGUGUCUACCCUCAUCCUGGUCACGCCGCCCACCCCCGAGCUGCUGCAGGCCGCCGACGGACACACCCCGGUGCACCUCGCCAGCUUUGGUGGCCACGAGGCUGUGCUUAAGGCCCUGGAGGGGGCUGGCUGGCCUCUUUACGCAAUGGACGGCGAUGGCCUGACACCCCUGCACUGGGCUGUUAAGGCAGGGCGUCAGAACGUGGUCAGGUAUCUGCUGGAUAAGGAUGCGGCGCUCAGUACGGGGGCCGGUGAGGACCUCACGCCGCUGGACUUGGCUAAGAGGCAGGGUAAAGACUUAGCAGAGAGGUGGCUGGCGAGGAGGAGCGGCGCGGUGCACGGGGACGCCGCCCACAGCCUGAAUCCUGAGGUCACGUCCAGUGCCGGGGUGAACGCUGCAGCAGGUGACGACACGCUGCGGCCAGAGGACGUGAGGAAACUACUUGGCUUCAGGGAAUGGCUGAUAGACUACGUGAACAAGAAGCUUGGUCCUCCUCCCUCGACCUCAUACAACGCAGCCAACUUGAGCAGGUACAAUAACAAGCCUGCAGGAUCAUCCUUGGGCCCGCCUACACCACCUACCAAGAAGCCCUCGAUUCCCUCACCCUCACCACCCUCCAAGAGCGACACUCGACCCUGCUGCAGCUCUGUGCGAGUGAUCUGCUCAACCACCCUAGACAUCGCAACCUACUCGUCCCUGCAGUCUCUCGUCCACGCCAGUCAGUGA
This is a messenger RNA of Eriocheir sinensis (Chinese mitten crab), 2574 nucleotides long. Its product is annotated as ankyrin-1-like. The record is from RefSeq and is a predicted model, not a curated record. Lineage: Eukaryota; Metazoa; Arthropoda; Malacostraca; Decapoda; Varunidae. The coding region runs from base 1 to 2574 and encodes 857 amino acids. The transcript has 10 exons. Gene Ontology annotation, molecular function: protein binding.